Geodia barretti is the source of this 3073-nucleotide messenger RNA. Lineage: Eukaryota; Metazoa; Porifera; Demospongiae; Tetractinellida; Geodiidae. The record is from the annotation of a GenBank genome assembly.
GACUGGGUGGUUUAAUUCACCACACCUCACUCGCAGAAAAGGAAGAUUGUGCGAGCGCGCAUCGUUGUCGAUCAUGGGGAAGAAAAGGAAGCCGAAGUCCAACAAGGCGAAGGCGACUGCCUCUGGUGGUAAGACCAGCGCAGCGGGCGAGACGCAGACGGCCACUCCCUCCUCGCCUGGCGGCCCUGCCCUCGACCACGUGGCUCGGAGUAUGUAGUGUACAGUGGAUAAGGGCCACCUUGAACGUAUCCUUUUUUUUCAGAGGUGUCCCUUUAAUAUGCAAGCAUGGGGAAGAUUUUGGAGGGUCCUUGUUUUUAAACUUCCACUAGUUCUAGCUAUUAGACAUUGACACAUGUAGUUCUAGCUAUUAGAUAUUGACACAUGUAGUUCUAGCUAUUAGAUAUUGACACAUGUAGUUCUAGCUAUUAGAUAUUGACACAUGUAGUUCUAGCUACUAGAUAUUGACACAUGUAGUUCUAGCUACUAGAUAUUGACACAUGUAGUUCUAGCUAUUAGAUAUUGACACAUGUAGUUCUAGCUAUUAGAUAUUGACACAUGUAGUUCUAGCUAUUAGAUAUUGACACAUGUAGUUCUAGCUAUUAGAUAUUGACACAUGUAGUUCUAGCUAUUAGAUAUUGACACAUGUAGUUCUAGCUAUUAGAUAUUGACACAUGUAGUUCUAGCUAUUAGAUAUUGACACAUGUAGUUCUAGCUAUUAGAUAUUGACACAUGUAGUUCUAGCUGCACAUGUAGUUGUAGCUACACGUGUUGCUGUGUUGCAGAGAGCAGUGUGGAGGAGGCAGAGAAGAAGGGAGAACUGGACUGGCCUGAAGACAAGAAGGCUCAGGAGAGGCUGCUCUCCGCCAUAAAACUGAAGACUCUCGCUCCUUUUCUCUUUGGACAGAAAACCCUCUCUCUGGAGGCCGAGUUGUGUGCUGUGGAGGCAGAACUACUUCCCAGAGAUGAAGGGGUGUGGCCAGCAUUCUUUGAGGAGCGUCAGUGGAGGACUGCAGUGUUAGUGGUUCAAGUUGUCCUGACUUCGUCACACCUCUGUGAAACCAACCAAUCAUUUAGAGACUAUCUUUUGAAAGGAGAGUCUGCAGUUUUGAAGGACACAACUAUGGUAGCAAAACUUCUCAAGUUGCACAGUAAGAUGAUGGCUGAAUACACAACCUCUGAAGUGGAGGUCACUUACAAAGUUCUCAGACUACAAGUGAUGUCGCUGGGUAUGGUGGGCGUGUCCAGCCCCGCCUACCUGUUCCUGGACGGGCUCCAGGAGAAGGAGCAGCUGGUGUUGCCGAUCAAGGAGAGAGGAAACUUCAACUUCAAAGAUGGCCGUUAUCGCGCUGCCAUCGGCGACUACACCAGGGCCAUCAGAAUAUCUCCAUUCAGUGCAGUCCUCUACAGCAACAGAUCUCUUUGUUACCUCAAAAAUGGAGACACAUGGAAUGCCUGUGUGGACAGUUUCCGAGCCCUCGUCCUGAAACCAGACUGGGAGAAGCCGUAUCAUCACUGCAGUGAGGCGUGGCUGGCGCUAGGCAACCACUCCCUGGCUCUCAAGAUGAACAACAUUGGACGAGACGUCUGCUCCACGACCUCUGAACUCUCUCGACAGAACGAACAAAUCCUGGUUGCCAUGGAGACUGCAAAGGGUGGUGAAGCUCCACCCACUGGCCCCUCCCACCAAUCACCCUCGGCAACGGGGGAAGAGGGAGUGAAGAAACCUUCGUCGAAGCCUCGUAAGAAGGGAAGAAAGCAGAGGGAGAAAGAGCAAACGUCAACACCAACUAGCUCCGCCCACUCAUCAGCAAACAGUAACUGUGAAAAGGUUGCCACAGCAACCACCCAGCAUUCCGAUAAGUGUGAGAGUGAUUUCGAUGACAUCACGGAGGGGCUGACGGACCACAGUGGCAGGGGGGACCACUCGGGUACCGAAAGGGACGAAGCAGGGCCGAAGAGGGAACCAAUAGAGGACCAGAACGAAUGGGAGUUCCGCCACGCAAUCACUGCCAAGAAGAUGUUGAAGCGGCGGCAGAGAGAUGAUGUCGUCAUACCCCUGGCCGGCUCGUCUGGUUCUGAGCCUGACGAGGACUACGUCGGGGCGGUAAGAGGGCUGCCUUGUCCGGAGAGAGAGGCUGCCAUGGCUGCGAGGAAGGAAGAGAGAGCCAUGGCUGACUUCAGGAGAAGGGAGGAGGAGAGAGAGAGGAUGAGAGUGGAGAGGAGAGCCAUGCGAGCUGCUGAGGAGAACAAGAUAGUCCAAACACUCCUCAACCUUGACCCCUACACAAAGUUUCAGGAGCUCCAGGUCCCCACUCUGGAUGUCAGUGUCACCACCAGCCAGCUCUUUGACAUGAUGAAGACUGUUCCUUCCAGACGGGUAUAUAUACACAUCCUUCCAAUACCUGUUUACUGGUUCCUGUGGGAAAUUACACCACUUUGCGUUCAGUUAGGGUGUGCCACAUAUACAUAUUUGACAAUAUUUGGAAUCGCCGGUCACUGGACAUUGCUAGAAUAGGCUGUGAUUCAUUGCCAGUGUCAAUUGAUUCUUUGGCACAGUUGUUCUCCACUGGUGACAGAGUUACAUAGCUCGCUACUUAUUACAAUCACAGUCAUGUGCCCCAAAUAAAAUUACCAACGCUCAAAUCCCAAAACCUGUUCUUCUGAUUGUGUGUGUCAGGGUUCCCAGAUGAUAGGUGCUCAGUACACAGCUCACAGUGAGGGAUGGCGCAGCCUGGAGCCACUCCCUCCUCUCUCUCCUCCCGUUAUUCCUAAACCUCCAGCCUCCAAAUUGACUGCCACUUUUGAUGAGGUGUGGUGUCCACUGCUAGCUGGGGUGGUGGAAACGUCUGACAUUAUACCUCCACGGAUCCACUACGUUGGUAACAUGGUUACCAAGUACAUUCCUCAUUACCCCCCUCAUUACCAUCGUUAUGAGUUCUAAUUACAUCAUCGUUAAGCUGUAUCAUACUAUUGCUCUGCUAUGCUGAUGGCCGUACAAGUUAACUGGCUUACGCGGCUGUGAGGCAUAUCUGUCAGAAAUCAAAUAUUAUGCAGUGAAACUGCUGGAAGGCCA